This is a messenger RNA of Capsicum annuum, 2320 nucleotides long. Its product is annotated as protein TIC 62, chloroplastic. The transcript has 14 exons. The record is from RefSeq and is a predicted model, not a curated record. The coding region runs from base 374 to 2092 and encodes 572 amino acids. NCBI's taxonomy places the organism in Eukaryota, Viridiplantae, Streptophyta, Magnoliopsida, Solanales, Solanaceae.
UGGGAGAUUAUCAAUACCUUUAUUUUGAAUUCCCCUUUCGUCCUAUUCAUUCAUCAAAUCAACGAAGUAUUUAGAUGCCUAUUCAUUCAUCAAAUCAACGAAGUAUUUAGAUGCUUAUCGGUUUGCUUUUCAAAAAUAUAUUUUUAAAUAGCUCUUGAAACAAUCUUUUUCUAUUAAAUUUGUAAAAAGUAUUUUUUAUAGAUAAUAUUGAAUAAUUUAUAUUUGAAAGAGUUGGAAUGAUAUAGACUAGUUGGAAUGAUCUAGACUAUGUGGUCAGAAAGUCCUGACUGGGGGACCUUAAGAACUUUUACAUGGCUUAUACCCGCCAACUGCUUAAACACACAACUCAACAGAUUUCCACAAAAGAACCAAAAUGGAGCUGUGUUGCCUGCAGUCAUUCAAUAUACCUCGAAGUGUCUUAGCAGAGAAGCCAUUUUUGUGUGGACAGCCUAUUACAUUGAUUCAGAGUACUAGUACUAAGAGCUGCAGCCCAAAGUUCAACAACCUCAAGUCCCUUCGUUCCAGACCUCGAACUUCAGCAAAAAUCAGCUCAUUGAAACCACAAGGAACUACAAAAGACGUCAAAUCAAAAGAUGGAAAUUUUGUUUUUGUUGCCGGUGCAACCGGUAGGGUUGGUUCUCGGACUGUAAGGGAGCUUUUGAAAUUAGGCUUUAAUGUUCGAGCGGGAGUUCGGAGUGCUCAAAGAGCUCAACCUCUUGUCAAAAGUGUUGAGCAGAUAAAAUUUGAGAAUGCUGCAGAUGGAGGAGCAAAAGCUAUAGAGAAGCUUGAAAUUGUGGAAUGCGAUUUGGAGAAAACUGACCAGAUUAGGCCUGCACUGGGCGAUGCAUCAAUUGUUAUAUGUUGCAUUGGUGCCAGUGAAAAGGACAUCUUUGAUGCUCUUGGACCAUAUCGAAUUGAUUACCAGGCCACUAAGAACCUUAUAGAUGCAGCAACUGUCGCAGAAGUUGACCACUUUAUCUUGCUCACGUCUUUGGGAACAAACAAGGUCGGUUUUCCUGCAGCCAUUCUCAAUUUAUUUUGGGGAGUCCUCAUUUGGAAAAGGAAAGCAGAAGAGGCACUGCUAGCCAGUGGGCUUCCUUAUACUAUUGUGAGACCUGGAGGAAUGGAACGUCCCACUGACUCUUUCAAAGAAACUAACAAUAUUACUCUUUCGGAGGAAGAUACUUUAUUUGGUGGUCUCGUGUCAAACCUUCAGGUAGCAGAAUUAAUGGCAGUUAUGGCAAAGAACCGUAGCCUUUCGUACUGUAAAGUGGUUGAAGUAAUUGCAGAAACAACAGCACCGUUGACCCCCAUGGAGGACCUUCUUGCAAAAAUUCCUCCCCAGCGUGUUCAGGUUUCCCCAACCAAGGAAACUGGUGAUUUACAAAAGCCUGCAACUUCAAGCAGUAUUACAUCUGAGAUCCCUGAUGCGUCGCUCGAGAAAAAAUCUGCUGAAACAAAGUUGAAAGCAGCAACAUCACUCUCACCAUAUAUUGCUUAUGCAGAUCUUAAACCGCCUACAUCUCCUAGUCCAAAUCCUCCCGAUGGUCGCCAAGAAGGUGCAAAUGGAGCAGAAGAUUGCAAACCCACUGAGGCAGCCUCUUCUGUUGUCGAUCAUACUUUUGACAAAGCAGAAUUGCUGAAUACAAGGCCUUUGUCUCCAUACACUGCUUAUGAAGAUUUAAAGCCACCUACGUCUCCAAGUCCAACAGCGAGUGGUCCGAAAACCUCAAUAUCAGCAGAAACCGCACCACAACUUGCUGGAGGAAAUGACAUCUCAGCUAGCAUCACUACCAUUUCCACUGAGAAGGAUCCUUCCCAUACUGUAGCUUAUUUUCUUUCUCCAUAUGCUGUUUAUGAAGAUUUAAAGCCACCAACAUCCCCAACUCCAUCACCAAGUGGUCCGAAAGCCUCAACAACAGUGGAAGUAACAUCACCAGUUAAUGGAGACAACGAUGUGGCAAUUGAUAGUGUUACCAAUUCUGCCAAGGAGGAUUCAUCAAAAAAAUUAGCUUUCUGUCAUUCUCCGUACCCUGCGUAUGAGGACUUCAAGCCUCCAAGUUCGCCAACACCAUCUUUUAAGAAACUGUGAUAGGUUGGAAUCUAGUUCUGUUUUGCUUCCAGUAAUAAUUAACUAGUUGCAUCUCCGGAAGCCUCUGGCGUAAUGCAUCAUCUCAAUCAUUACAGCUGGAGCAAUUUUUGAUGUCUUUAUUUCAUUCUUUCACUUGUAUUUGACUUGUUGGUGCCAACUUGCAUACUGUCAACUGUUACUCUAUUAGCAUUCAGAUGUUAUUGUAUAAAAUGAGACCACAUUUUCCUG